Molecule: messenger RNA, 3705 nt
Organism: Dalotia coriaria
Lineage: Eukaryota; Metazoa; Arthropoda; Insecta; Coleoptera; Staphylinidae
Exons: 2
Coding region: 9-3605 (1198 amino acids)
Source: RefSeq, a predicted model, not a curated record
GAUCAACAAUGUCUCCAUCACCAUCCCCACGUGAAACCAAUAAACAAUCAAAGAAUCUUCAAUCAAAACGUCGAGUUGUACGCAAAUGUGACGCAGCCACCGCUGUGAAAUCAGUAUCACCUCUACAAAAACGCGCAAAACAAACGAAAAAAGUCAAUGAAUCCUUCACAAAAGAAAACUUUAGUGAUGCAGCGUGGUUUGGACCAAGUAAUGUAUCUCCAACAUCACCAGGUGCUAAAUCACUAAGAUCUAGUAAAAGUAAAAGUAAAAAUAUGCGUCAAGCACAAUCAAAAGCAUCCACAACUGCAUCCGGAUUAAGAAUGGAGAAUAAAAAUACAAAAUUAUCGCGAAAAUUCGCAAGUUCCAAUUUUCAUGAAGUGCAACAAACGACAAAAGUGGAAAGUUACACUGGUGGGCACGUUGUAAGACUUACCAGUGAUAGUAAACAGGAUUGGAGUGUGAUAAUGCACACACAAAAAUCACCUACACGAUAUGAAUUGCGUCAAAGUUCACCACUGCCAGCGAAUAACAUCCUGGAUGAAAUCACACUCAAAGAUUUAGAACCGUUGAAAGCUGAAUAUCCACGACGUGAUCAUCUAGUCGGUAGUAAUCAACGCCUGGAAGACACAUUACUCUAUAAACUAGUAAAUGGUAAUCCUACAUCAAUAGAAACCCUGGUGAAUGUCACCAGUAGCAUCGUCAGAGCCUUCGAGGAUAAAGACAAAGAGAAACGUGUGCCGUCCGCUGCACAAUUUGUCACAUCGCCGAAAACCAUGUAUAAUAUGAUGCCGGGUGCAGCACCGCUGUAUGUCUCACAACUUACAACUAAAACACCUAAAGUAGUACCCAAUACACCAGCACCAGUGAAAAAUCAAGCAAAAGGUGAUGGUUCUACACGUGCAGGAAUCUAUCGCAGUCAGGGAGAACAACGUGGACAUCCAAGGAAACCUCCAAGUGCAAAGGAAGCUAUUUUAGCGCAUUCGAAACGCAUAGCGAUUAAACUCUCAGAGAUAAAACCAGCGAAACAAGAGCAGCAGUUUUAUAAACAAGCGAGUACCAAGGAUGCAAGGCGAAGAUUGAAGAAAUAUAUUGCGGAUCCGAAUAAAACCCAUCAGAAGUACAUGGUUAUGAUGGUACAUACUGUGGUUUAUGAUAAUUAUAAAUUCCAACCAGAAAAUGGUGGAUUUGAGGUUAAAAGUCACCAGGAAAAGAGUCCAGAGGAUAUUUUAUCUAAAUAUAUCUAUCUUGAUAUUGAUGAUGGUUCAAGAUGUAAAUAUAAACCUGUGAGGGAGUAUACAGUGGCGAUUAUGACUACUCCAAGUAAUAUACAGAAUAAAAAGAGUGGAACUAAUCAGUUGAGACCAACAAAUGAUAGGGAGUCAGAUUUACGAGUAAAUCGAUCUUUAGGUUAUGGUGGUGGUAGUGGUGGGGGUAAUACUCAUCAGAGACGUGGUGUUACACCGACAAUGUCUACACCUACAACACCUAAACAAAAUAUGGGUGAAACAACUUGGAAGAAUGUGAUUCGGACUUGUUACCAGCCGCCAUUGGCGCCGCAAUCAAAACGCGUGCAAAUGGAUGGGACACAAGUUGGGAAUAAGGUGAUUGAUCCUUUGGAGGUUAAGAGUAUCAUCUCAAGGAUGGAAUUGGAGUUGAAACAAGUUGUAGAGGAUCCUAAAAUUGAAAAUAAAGAAAUGGUAAUCAAAGGAUUACAAGAACAAAUGGAAUGGAUUUUAUCCACGCUGGAAGGCCAAACAACAGCAAUAAAAAAGCGCAGGGAAUUGAAUCAAAAGAAUUCAAAACUAUCAAAUCAAAACAAAAAACCUAUCGAAAAAUCCCUCCGUGAACCAAUUUUAAAACCCGUAGAAGUUUCCAACUCUAAACCAUCAAAACUUACUCUUACUUUACCUCCAGUUUUAAUAGAAAAAGAAAAAGAACAACCUUCACUAAAUAUCCUCGGUAGUGAAUUAAAAAAGACCCAAGCAACAACAACAAUCCUACCACCGCCAUUACCAAGUGAAUGUGACCGGGAAUGUCAAGCAUCCGCAGUUUCCGAUGAAAUGCAAGCGCAGUUGAUGUGCAAAUGGCAAGCAUUGGAACAUCCCUCAGGAGAAUCUUUAGAAAUCGCCAGUCUUAAAGACCUUAGUGUACCAUCCACACAUUCAGGAGAAGUUACAACACCUGUAGUUGUAUUAGAACCGAAAAAGGUGAUAAGUCGACCGGAAACACGCCGUGAAGGAAGAGCAUACUUAGGAAAUACUAAAAAGAGUAAUUCUACACUUGGCAGCAGUCAAGAAAGAUUCCAAACUGUGCAUGAAGGAUCCCUCAAUAGAGAUGGCAGGAAAAGCUUUUCGAAUACAGAGAAAAUGAUGGGUGAAAUACUUGCAAAGAUACAAUUACAAGAAAAUGAAGAUAAAAACGAAGAUGAUGUUGAUGUUGCAAGUGUGUAUAAUUCAUGCGCAGAAUCUGGAAUAGAUAAUCUAGAACCACCAGUAAAAGAAAAUAUACAAUCAAAACUAACACCUGAAGAAAUAAUCCAAUACCAAGAAAACAUCAAACUAUUAGAAUCACAGCUGGGUGAAGAAACACAGCGUUUUGUCGAUGAAAUGGACGAAGUUAUCAAACAAAUCGAGAGCCAAACAAACGCGCCGGGCGUUUCAUCAAAUGAUAUACUCACACCUUUCAUGGAUGCAGUUAAAGAAUAUCAAAAUGAAGAAGAAUUAUACACAACAGAACCGCUGUUAUCCAUAGAAUACGCCCGAGGUGUUGAGUGUGUUUUGGAAACACAUUCAGGCGUAAAACACGUUGCAACAACAACCAAUUCAAUACAAAUCAACGAACCGAUCAAAAUCCAAAUAAUACCAGUGAGUGAAAAACAAUCAGAGCUGGAUAUUGAGGUUAUGGACCAAGCAACUGAUUCACAUCCCAAACCGAUAUUACCUAUGACUUCCAAAGAGAUUUCAUUCACGUUGAGUCAUGAAAUGCGGAAGAAUAUUAAAACUAUCAAUGAUAAUAAGAUAAAGUUGAAGAAUAGUCCAAGAGAUUAUGAUUUACAGUUGCCUAAAGCUAAGGAUUCACCGAUGAUACAAGAUAUACGCCGGUCAUUGUUCAAAAUGAACACUGAAUCAAGAAUAUCAUCGCUACAGAGUAAACAUUGGCAUCAAAAACAUUCUGAGAUGUCUGAUAAGUCCACAACAACUGUAUCCAUGACGAAUUUACAAGAUCUACAAGAUUUCCAAGAACAUACCAAUAAAAUAGGUCCGCGUAAAAGUAAAUCUGAAAUAACUUUGAUAAAACAAACGAUUUCACCCGGUUCAAGCCUCAAACGCACUGUGGAAUUAGUCGAGAGUGCAAUCAGUGCUAAAAUGAAGAAGUUCUUCAAUGAGUCUGGUUUAUCAGCGGUGAGUGACAGUGUUGAUUCGAUUGUGUCCGCUGCACUAGCCGCAACACUCACAAGACAACAAAAAGAAAAUCUUGAGGAAGAAAAUGGCGGCGGUGAAUGUAAACCGCGUGAUUUCGGUCGAUUAUUGACGUUUGUCUACAGCGUCAUGUUCACGAUUAUGUGUCUAGGGUUGAAUUGGUGUCCUACGUGCAUUUCGUCUUGAACAAAACUGAACUUGACUUGACAAGAGUGGAAAUAAUGUUUGUGAAAUUUUCCAAUUUGCCAAUGAUAAAUUAAAUAAAUUAACCAAAGUGAUAUUCAAA